AUGUUUAAAACUAAUGAUUAUACAAAUUCUCUAAUUGUGGCAAAAACUUCUAGCAACAUAUUUACCUAUAAUAUUAUUCAAAUAGGAACAUAUCCUAAUAAAGAUAUUCUUGUUUUUACAGCAAAGCCAAAUCAAUAUCGAGUUUCUCAUAAUUAUAUUGUUGAAACUACUUUUAGAAGUAACCAAUCACAAAAAAUUAUAACAUGCUCAAUUCAAUAUCAAGACAAAAAACCUGAAUUUAUGAUUGAAUUUAUAUAUAACAAUAAUACUAAAAUUCGUAAACCAUUUGAUAAUCUUAGUAAUUCAAUGCAAUUAAAACAUAACAAACAAUUUGGAAAUCAAUUUUUAGAUUUAUUUAAACAACAAGUAUUACAAACAUUUAAUCAAGAAGACGAUGUUUUACUUGAAGAAUUAAUUUUUUCUGUAG
This is a messenger RNA of Cetraspora pellucida, 427 nucleotides long. The record is from the annotation of a GenBank genome assembly. NCBI's taxonomy places the organism in Eukaryota, Fungi, Glomeromycota, Glomeromycetes, Diversisporales, Gigasporaceae.